Metarhizium robertsii ARSEF 23 is the source of this 555-nucleotide messenger RNA. RefSeq lists its product as uncharacterized. Bases 1 to 555 code for a protein of 184 amino acids. The transcript is spliced from 2 exons. Gene Ontology annotation, molecular function: A2-type glycerophospholipase activity. Lineage: Eukaryota; Fungi; Ascomycota; Sordariomycetes; Hypocreales; Clavicipitaceae. Gene Ontology annotation, biological process: phospholipid metabolic process; arachidonate secretion. The record is from RefSeq and is a predicted model, not a curated record.
AUGAUGCGCAGCGUCUUCACAGUCUUGACUGCUAUUGCAGCAACAAUAGCAGCCAGUCCCAUCUCGCACUCCAACACAACCAGCGGAUCCCUCAUAUCUAUAACGGACAGUAUCAUGUUCAACAUCCCACUGCCCGAGUUCACUAUCCGUCGAGACAAUGAGCUACCCAACAAAGUAGACUGGACCAGUGACGGAUGCACCAGUUCCCCGAAUAACCCAUUCAACUUCCCCUUCUUGCCCGCCUGUCAUCGGCACGACUUUGGGUAUGCCAACUUUAGGCUGCAGACGAGGUUCACCAGGACCAACAAGCUAAAAAUAGACAUGCAAUUUCGCACAGACCUCUAUUACCAGUGCGAAGACAGUGCCGCACAAGGGGUUUGCAGAGCCUUGGCAAAUGUGUAUUACGCCGCUGUUCGGGUAUUCGGCGGCCAUGACCAGACGCCAGGGAAGCGCAUGAACAACGGGCUGCUCUGGGAAUACCACGCCUUGGUUGACAUUUACGAGGAGGAGGUCCGGAAGGCCCAGGCGGCGGGAGACCUUCCGCUGCUGCAGUAG